GCUGAGCGGAGUCACUUUAUCUUUCAUCUCACAUCGUGAGAAUAUCAAUGGUAAUGGAUCACCUCAGUUCGGCAGGGUUCCCCUCCCACGUGGAGGAUCUGAUGAAGGAGCAUCAUGUCCCUGGCUUGGCAAUUGCAAUUGUCCAAAACGACACAAUAACGUCUGUUGCAUACGGACACGCUUCGCUCUCCCCGUCGACUCCCUGCACACCAGACACCUUAUUUGACAUCGCGUCCGCCUCCAAAUCCAUGACCGCUGCGUCCGUCGGACUGCUGGUAGACAACAACGAUGAGUACCCCGAGGUGCAGUACGACGCCACCAUGUCGAGUCUACUUCCAGACGACUUCGUGAUGUCCGAGGAGCAGCACACCAAAGGCGUUACUGUCGAAGACAUACUUAGCCACCGGACCGGCAUGGCUCCACACGACCUUUCCUACCUGGGCCCGCGAGCGAGUGAGCCCGACAAUGCACGAUCUGUUACAAGAAACCUGCGCAAUCUGGCUGUAGGCGCUCCCAUUCGAUCAAAAUACAUGUACUGUAACAUGAUGUAUACCGUCGCGACGCACUUAGUCGAAAGCAAAACCGGUAUCUCUUUCUCCGACUUCCUCGAGAAAUAUUUCUUCGGUCCUCUUAAUAUGCACUCGACAUCGCUCCAGCCUAAGCUUGCCCGAGCCAAGGGCUUCAGCGACCGCAUUGCAACCGGAUACUCGUAUAAAGAAGAACAAAACAUCUACCACGGCUUCCAAACCCCCGACUGCCCCGAGGGUCAAGGCGCCGGAUCCAUUAUCACGAGCGUCAACGACUAUAUCAAAUGGGUCAAAGCGGUCAUGAACCAAGAGAGUCCCAUCACUGACAGCGUCUACAAAGGCCUCAUCAAGGCACGGACCUUCCAAAAUCCCAACUUUGAAGGAUUGGCCCCGAUGACUUCUCCUGUGACAUAUGCCGCCGGCUGGGAAAUCUUCUUCUACAGAGGUUACAUGGUAGUUGGCCACGACGGUGCCGUGCCAGGAUUUGGCAGCCGACACUUCUUCCUCCCUGACGUCAAAUUCGGCGCCGUCAUCCUUGGAAACUCCGAAGGGGCAGGGGUAGUUGCGGCCGUUGUGGCUCGAGAGCUAAUCGAUGAAGUCCUCAACGUACCUAAGCCAGAACGCCCCGACUGGAACGAAAUCGAACGUGGGGAUCCUCCAUUCAGCAGCGAGGAUUAUGAAAAACUGCGACAAAGUACUUGUCCUGGUAUUGGGGACUCGGAGCCCCAGAAACUACCGCUCGUUGCCUACGUCGGCGACUACUGGAAUCCUGGAUACCGCAAGAUGACUGUUGAAACAGUGGAUGAUUCUUUGUUCAUCAAUUCAAUGGACAGGUCUUUUGGCUCCACAUUCACGCUGGACCAUGUCUGCCAUCAAACUCAAUAUAUAGCGCAUCUCAUCGAUGAUUUGGGAGGGGUCGAUGAGCCUGUCAAGGUCGAAUUUGUGCUCGAAAACGAUGUGGCUGUUAGAAUGGGAUUACACCUAGAGCCUGAGCUCAAACAGAUGAUUUGGUUUGAUAGAGUGACAGCUAUCCCUAACUGAGCUAUGUGAUCUUGAGAUGAUGAUCAGUUUAAUAAGGUGGAGAGGUGGUUCAGGAGUCGCGCAAAUUAUCAGGCCAUAUCCUAUAUAUGCUGCUCAAUUAAAUACUUCAAGGGCGCGUUGAACUUUGGCAUGUUGCAGAUUUCGGCGGUAGAAAGGUUGAAGAAGACAUUAUCAUAGCACCUGACCAUAAGAGCCACAGUUCAGUACAUUUCUCAACCAGCCUUUUGAAGUCCUCCACGCUUACCAUCCCCCCACCAAAAUUCGAUUUCAU
Molecule: messenger RNA, 1839 nt
Organism: Aspergillus campestris IBT 28561
Lineage: Eukaryota; Fungi; Ascomycota; Eurotiomycetes; Eurotiales; Aspergillaceae
Product: beta-lactamase family protein
Exons: 2
Coding region: 48-1568 (506 amino acids)
Source: RefSeq, a predicted model, not a curated record